AUGUUUGACAAGAGGAUCAUAAAGGACAAGAAUCUAGAAAUACAAUUUUGCUUUCCAAACAAUAAUUUGUCAUGCUUCAAAGAAAUCAAACUUCAAACUGACUAUGUUGUAUUGUAUAUUUUUAUUUUUUUAGCAUCUGUUUUUACUGUGUUUCUGAACCUGCUGGUGAUCAUCUCCAUCUCUCACUUCAGGCAGCUUCACACUCCAACCAACCUGCUCAUUCUCUCUCUGGCUGUGGCUGAUCUGAUUGUGGGACUAAUUGUUAUACCAUUUAUGGGUAUUAGAUUCAUAGACUCAUGCUGGUACUAUGGAGAGACAUUUUGUUCUGUAUUUUUAUUCAUUACUUUUGCUGUAGUUUCUGGAUCUCUUGGUAAUUUAGUCCUUAUAUCUUUAGAUCGUUACAUUGCUGUGAGUGAUCCUCUAAGAUACACAGUAAAGGUCACAACUGAUAGAAUUGUUAUUUGUAUUGUUAUAAACUGGCUCUGCUCUAGCAUAUAUUCUUUCAUUAUUUUAUACAAUUCUGUUUUCUACUCAGAGACACAAAAUGGGUGUUAUGGAGACUGCCGAGUUUCUUUUAAGUUUGAACAUUUUGUCACAGACCUUAUUGUCACUUUUGUUGCCCCUUCUUGUGUAAUAAUGUCUAUAUAUGUGAAAAUCUUUUGUGUUGCGAAACAUCAGGCCAAGGUUGUAAAUUCUGUGACAGGGGUCAGCAAGUCACAAAGAAAGGCAGGAAAAACUCUGGGUAUUGUUGUAAUGGUUUUCUUUAUGUGUUGGAUACCAUAUUAUAUUGUAAUUCUUAUAGAAGGAAAUGAACUAACAGAAUCGGUUGAGUUUAAUGUAACAUGCUGGAUAGUGUACAUGAAUUCCUGUAUGAAUCCGCUCAUCUAUUCUCUGUUUUAUAAAUGGUUUAGAAUAUCAGCCAAACACAUUUUAACUCUAAAAAUUUUAAAACCAUCAUCAGAAUACUUCAAUCUAUUCCCUGAGGAUAAAUGA
Danio aesculapii is the source of this 993-nucleotide messenger RNA. Its product is annotated as trace amine-associated receptor 8a-like. Gene Ontology annotation, biological process: G protein-coupled receptor signaling pathway. Gene Ontology annotation, molecular function: trace-amine receptor activity. Gene Ontology annotation, cellular component: membrane. The record is from RefSeq and is a predicted model, not a curated record. Lineage: Eukaryota; Metazoa; Chordata; Actinopteri; Cypriniformes; Danionidae.